AUGUCCCCAUUCGAUCCUCCACUUCUCUUCACCAGGGUCUCGAAGCAAUGGAAAACAGUGGCAGAAGCAACACCCACACUUUGGUCCCGUCUUUCGUUCAAAUUGGUCGUCAGCUCCUAUGGCGAACGCGUUGACGCCGACGGUAUCGAUCAGAGAAUCGACAAACUGGAGGCCCAAAGAGCUGCGAUUAUCCACUGGCUCACUUUGGCUGCUGGUACCGAUGUCUCGAUAUCCAUAUCGAUUAUCGACGAUAGUCGUGACCUGAUUGUACCACAGCGGCACGUAGCGCACCAGCUUGUCGAUCAACUUUGCGAAAGCUGCUUCACGAGUCACUGGGCGCAGCUUUCCAUUCCAGAGGAACUGGCUGAGCGCUAUCGGUCCAAACUGCUUUCUGUCCCCAAGGACAGCCUCCGAUCGUUGAAGAAACUCGAAUACGCACCUCCGUACUACAGCCGCACCCCAGGCCGGAAGUUGCUGGGUGAAAGCGGCUUAAUCGCGCUCCCGACGCUCACCUCCCUCGUCCUCUGGAACCUGUUCGGAGACACUCCACUGCAGGACCUCCCAAUCAACUGGGAAGGCAUCACGGAACUCGAUUUACAGGCGUCGGAGAAAGGGGAGGUCCUCGGGUGGGAACCGGGAUCCAUCGAUUUUGUGCACUCCAGGUGCCCCAAUCUCCGAGCUCUGUCAUUUCGAUUUGCACCGGCUCUUCCGACCCCGCUGCCAUGUAGUAUCACGGGGAAUCUGAAGCCCAAGACGUUCACGAACCUUGAAGACUUCCGCAUCGAAACUGCGAACAACUUGUACGGUCUGACGGUCUCUCCCGAGUGGAUGACGACCAUCUCCGUCCCGUCCCUCGUUCGUUUCGCGUAUCGCAACACCAACCUGGGUCCCGAGUUGGAGAGUGCCAUUCUCCCUUUCCUGAGGGCAAACAAAGACAAUCUGGGAAACCUCAGAGAGGUCGAGUUGAGCGGGCUGUUGCGGAAUCAGGUGGAACUCCUCCAUUUUUUAGAGAUUCUAGGUGGGAGUGGGACCCGCGUCGAACGAUUGAAGUUCGACUGGGAGAAUCAUGGACAAUGCUGGUACCUCUCCGAGCGUCCGGCACUUUUGACAGCCUGGAUCCUGGAGAAGCUUACACCUUCACCGUCCGAAGAGGAAGGUGAACUUGGAGGAGAAGGGAUUGCACAGUGUCUCUUCCCUCGAUUGAAGUACUUGGAUUUUGGGACGGUCCACCCAUUCCGUGAUGAAUUCGAGGAGGAUGGCUUGAUGCGCUUCUUGGAAGGACGGUUUCGGGCGAGCGGGAAAGGGGCAGUGGCGCAGCUGGAGUAUGUGGGCGUCGAGUUUUAUUCGCAAGGGGAGGAAAGGAUGGUGGGUGACCUUUCUGGAUGGAGAAGUCGGUUAGAAAACCAGGGCCUUCAUAUCGACAGAGAUUUCGUAUUGAGGUGCGGUAAUGCCGGGGCGGUGCAGGAUUAG
This is a messenger RNA of Coprinopsis cinerea okayama7#130, 1470 nucleotides long. RefSeq lists its product as hypothetical. The record is from RefSeq and is a predicted model, not a curated record. The transcript has a single exon. The coding region runs from base 1 to 1470 and encodes 489 amino acids. NCBI's taxonomy places the organism in Eukaryota, Fungi, Basidiomycota, Agaricomycetes, Agaricales, Psathyrellaceae.